AUGAAAAUAGGAAUAUAUAAUUUAUUACAAUUACAAGUUAAAGCAAAUAUAGUUAAUACUAUGAGUAACGGUCAAGGUGACACCGUUUUCUCAGUAAAAGAUUCAGAUUUAUUAGCAAAAAGUGCUGAUUAUCCUGUAAAGAGUAAAGAAGCAUCUAAUGAAGGGGAUAAGAAUACAAAUUUAUACAGGAAAGAUGCAUACUUAUAUGAUGAGGAUGGAAAUGUAAUUAAAAACAGUUCAAUGAUAAAUCAUCACAACCCAGAGAGAACCAAAGAUGCAGAUAAAUUUAUUACUAAUAAAAAUCCAGAUUUAGAAAAAAGAGAUCAAAAUAAUAAUGAAGAUUUAGAAGAAUUGGACAAAUUAAAAAAUCCUGAUUACUAUUAUAACAACAGAGGAUCAGGAUUGUUUAGUAAAUUAAAGAACUUUUUAUUUAGUCCAUUUGGAGGAUCUAAAUUAACAACAAGAGCAAGUUCAACAUUAUUACCUGAUUCAUUAAAAGAAUCAGAAGAAAAUGAAUUGGUAGACAAACUUUUUGAAAAUCAUAAAGAAUCUGAAAAACCUCAAAGUAAACCAAUUGAAAAGAAUGAAUGUCCUCCAGGAACAAUAGCAGUCCCUGCUAUGUCACCAAACCCUUCAGUGAAUGAUGGAAUUAGAGCAAUUAAUAGUUCGUUAAACAACUUCAUUGAAUGUGUUACUAAACCUGCAUAUAAUUGUGAUGAACCAGCAAAUUUAAGGUCUAUGUCUUAUGAUCCAUUGCAUGUACCUAAUACAGAAGAAGUUAUAGCAGAUAAUAUUAAAGAUAGCAUUACUUCUGCUUCACUAGUUCCAUCAACUGAAAAUAAAGAUAAGCAAACAGAAGGAACACUUCCUCCAAUUGGUUUCGAACACUUAAAUUCCGGAUAUUCUUAUCCAAGACAAUUAGAUCCUAGAAACUGUUCUGAUAGUCCACAUCCGUUUGCUAAUGGUAUUACAAGUGGUUUCCCAGCAUUACCACCAAAACGUACUUGUAAAGAGCCUGCUAUUAUUAACGGAACAAAUAAACCAGGUUGUACAGUUGGAAUUCCAGAUUGUAUAGAUUCUAUAAGAAAUUGUAUGAAUGAAUUACGACCUCUUACUAAUCCUGUUAAACCAGUAGUAACACCUGAAAAACCAGUAGUAACACCUGAAGAAGAUAUUUUACCAUAA
Messenger RNA from Hepatospora eriocheir, 1185 nucleotides. Lineage: Eukaryota; Fungi; Microsporidia; Hepatosporidae. The record is from the annotation of a GenBank genome assembly.